AUGCUUGUGAAUCCCCAUGGUGAAUACACAAAGUUUGCUCCUGUACUCUUUCUUCAUCCAGAGCAUCCCAACAAAGACAAAUUUCUCAAAAUGGCAAAGUUUGUUCGGGUCCUGAAAGUAGCACUUUUUGGGAAAUCCUCCCUUUCUGCCACCUAUGCUCCAGCCCCCAAGACUAAAGCCAAACUUUGGCAAUUACAGAAUACCACUCCAGGUAUGAUUGCUGCUGCCGCUGUUCUUGCAAUAUUUGUUCUUUUGGGCGACAAGGAUAUAUACACAAAGGGUGAAAAAAGCAAUAUCCUGUACCACCAAUAUCACAACUACUAUUGCCAAUGUCUAAUGACCGGAGGUGCCUGGACGCAAGACAUCCUUACCUUUUUCAACAACACCCUCUUUCCCAAAACCUCAUCCUCACAUGUCAGUCCAGACAUGACAGAUGCAGGCACUUCCCACAACAGUUGGGAAGAGGAGCUUGAUCAUGCCAUGGAAGAGAAAGGCAACAAACUAGCUUUUCAAUUUGAUCCUGUCAUUGCACCUGUUACUCAGUCUUCUGAGUCUAUUGUGGACCCACCCUUUGCCUCUGUCACACUGCCAGCAUAUAUUCCUACUGUUACAUUUCCACCUGUUCCUGCAACUGCCCCUGCAUUACAGCACCACCUGACACCAUCUCUUCAGCAAUGCAAGACCUUACCUUGGCAGGUGGUCCUCCCUUUGUAG
Messenger RNA from Suillus bovinus, 714 nucleotides. RefSeq lists its product as uncharacterized. The record is from RefSeq and is a predicted model, not a curated record. The transcript has 3 exons. The coding region runs from base 1 to 714 and encodes 237 amino acids. NCBI's taxonomy places the organism in Eukaryota, Fungi, Basidiomycota, Agaricomycetes, Boletales, Suillaceae.